Messenger RNA from Ostertagia ostertagi, 930 nucleotides. The record is from the annotation of a GenBank genome assembly. NCBI's taxonomy places the organism in Eukaryota, Metazoa, Nematoda, Chromadorea, Rhabditida, Trichostrongylidae.
AUGCUCUACAGUUCCCGCUUUUCAGGCUGGGAGCCACCACUUGAUGCUACCGUAAUUGAACGAAGACGCGAGUACAUAUCCAACUUGCUCUUCGUCGUGAUGUCGUUUCUCGCACUCAUUGGCAUCUCACUUGCUUUCAUCUUUCUGUUUGUCAACAUCAGAUAUCGUAACCACAGGUUCAUCAAAAUGUCUUCACCAAAUUUGAACAAUCUGAUCAUUGUCGGUUCAAUGUGCACGUUCGCGUCGGUAAAAUCGUGGAACUUAUGUCUGGGCUUCACGCUCGCCUUUGGUGCAAUGUUUUCAAAGACAUGGCGAGUACAUUCAAUAUUCACAAACAUUAGAAUGGACAGAAAAGCAAUCAAGGAUUCGAAGCUUCUGCUGAUCUUGGCCGGCUUGCUGUUCGUCGACAUACUGGUGCUAACACUAUGGGCUGUCAUUUCUCCAUUCCGCAUGUCCGUCAUGGAGCUACCGCAACUGCACUUCGACGAUAGAGUUGUGAUACCGGAAAUCGAGAAGUGUGAGUCAAAUCACUCAGCAGUGUUCCAGGCAGUUUUAUAUGCUACUAAAGGAAUAUUGAUGCAAUGUCUCAGAUACUCGGUUGCUUCCUUGCUUGGGAACACAAGACACGUGAAUGUGCCGGCGUUGAACGACAGCAAAUACAUUGGAAUGAGUGUGUACAAUGUGGUUGUGAUGAGCAUCCUUGGCCUCUCCAUCAGCGUCAUUUUACAGGUGAACUCUAUUCGAGGAACGUGUAAACGAAGCGUUUGCGCUAACAUGUUUCUUCAUCAUAUUCUCAACAACCUUGACACUCUGCUUGGUUUUUGUACCCAAGAUGCGACAACGAAAAAAAUCUUCUGGCAAAAGCUGAAGCCGAUCAGCUCGUCGUCGUCACGUGCACCAGGUGUGUUUUGGCAACUUCAAAUAAUCCUC